This is a messenger RNA of Aureococcus anophagefferens, 1279 nucleotides long. RefSeq lists its product as hypothetical. The record is from RefSeq and is a predicted model, not a curated record. Bases 17 to 1249 code for a protein of 410 amino acids. Gene Ontology annotation, biological process: chlorophyll biosynthetic process. Gene Ontology annotation, cellular component: membrane. Gene Ontology annotation, molecular function: chlorophyll synthetase activity. Lineage: Eukaryota; Pelagophyceae; Pelagomonadales; Pelagomonadaceae. The transcript is spliced from 2 exons.
AGCUGCUCAGCUCUUGAUGAUGAUGCGCUCCGCAAUCAUGCGCUCGGCGCUGUGCCUAGCGGUCGCGUCGGCGCUCGUGCAGCCGCGCGGCCCCGGCGUGCGGCCCCUGAAGAACGCCGGGGCCGCGCGGCCCCUGAAGACGCGCCGCGUCGACGCGCCGCCGACGAUCGUGAGCGCCAAGGGCGACCUCGAGGGCGACGCCAAGGUCGGCUCGAGCGGCUUCCGCCAGCUCGUGGGCUUCCGCGGCGCCGCGGACACGGAGGACGAGCCGCUCUGGAAGAUCCGGGUCCAGCUCACGAAGCCCGGGACCUGGGUGCCCCUCAUCUGGGGCGUCGCCUGCGGCGCGGCGGCGUCGGGCAACUACCGGUGGCCGCUGCUCGGCGGCGCGAGCCUCGCGGAGGGCGGCGAGGACCUGGCCAAGGCCCUGACGUGCAUGGUCCUCAGCGGACCCUGCCUCACGGGCUUCUGCCAGACCAUCAACGACUGGUACGACCGCGACCUCGACGCGAUCAACGAGCCCUACCGGCCGAUCCCGUCGGGCCGCAUUACCGAGGAGGAGGUCUUCCAGCAGGUCUACGCCCUCUUGUUUGGCGGCCUGGCCCUCGCCUUUGGCUGCGACGCCUGGGCGGGCCACGACGUCCUGGGCAACCCGCUCAACUCCAUCGGCCUCAUCGCGUGCUUCGGCGCCGUCGUGUCCUACCUCUACUCGGCGCCGCCCUUCAAGCUCAAGGCCGAGGGCUGGCGCGGGUCCUUCGCGCUGGGCGCGUCCUACAUCGCGCUGCCCUGGUGGUGCGGCCAGGCCAUGUUCGGCGAGGUCGGCGCGGGCGCCGCGGGCGGCGAAUUGACGCCCGACGUCGUCGUGCUGACGGUGCUCUACUCCUUCGCGGGGCUGGGCAUCGCCAUCGUCAACGACUUCAAGUCCAUCGAGGGCGACCGCGAGCUCGGCCUCAAGUCCCUGCCCGUGGCCUUCGGCAUCGACGGCGCCAAGUACAUCUGCGCGGGCAUGAUCGACGUCACGCAGAUCUCGGUGGCGGCGUACCUCGCGUACAUCGGCGAGACGACCUACGCCUUGAUCCUCGGCGGGCUCAUCGCGCCCCAGAUCUGGGCCCAGACCCAGUACCUCCUCAAGGACCCCGUCAAGUACGACGUCAAGUACCAGGGCACGGCCCAGCCGUUCCUCGUCUUCGGCAUCCUCACGACCGCGCUCGCCGUUUCUCAUCAUGGAGGCGCGCUCGCGGGCCUCGCCUAGGGGCCGGGGCUGCUAAGGAGCCGGGCAUGU